This is a messenger RNA of Colius striatus (speckled mousebird), 1859 nucleotides long. It is a transcript of the gene SLC25A46, whose product is annotated as solute carrier family 25 member 46. The transcript is spliced from 8 exons. The coding region runs from base 133 to 1359 and encodes 408 amino acids. Gene Ontology annotation, cellular component: mitochondrial outer membrane. The record is from RefSeq and is a predicted model, not a curated record. NCBI's taxonomy places the organism in Eukaryota, Metazoa, Chordata, Aves, Coliiformes, Coliidae. Gene Ontology annotation, biological process: axon development; mitochondrial membrane fission; mitochondrial fission.
GUAGGGUACGGCCCCGCUGACUGGGCUGAAGGAGCCAUCGGGGUGGCAGUUGUGCGCUCGGUGGUCGCGGCUGCCACUGCUGCUUCCCCCAUCCCCCGCCACCCUUCCCCGCCCGCUCGCCUGCCCUCCGCCAUGCACCCGCGGCGCCCCGACGGCUUCGAUGGCCUGGGCUACCGCGGGAGCGGUCGGGAGGAGCUGGGUCCCGGUGCCAGGCCCUUCGGCAGCGCCUCGGAGCUGGGCCACUGGGUGACCAGCCCGCCCGACAUCCCCGGCAGCCGCAACCUCCACUGGGGCGAGAAGACGCCGCCGUACGGGGCCGGGACCCCUCUGGCAGGCGUCGGUCUCAACGAGGAGCCCAACCUAGGGGCGGGCGGCCCCGGCGCCGAGCAGUUGAACAGAUUUGCAGGCUUUGGUAUUGGCCUUGCAAGCUUAUUUACAGAAAAUGUGUUGGCACAUCCUUGCAUUGUUCUACGCCGUCAGUGUCAGGUUAACUAUCAUGCUCGGAAUUAUCAUCUCACUCCAUUUACUAUUGUCAAUAUUAUGUACAGCAUCAAUAAGACACAGGGUCCAAGAGCUCUCUGGAAAGGAAUGGGCAGCACUUUCAUUGUUCAGGGCAUAACCCUUGGAACAGAAGGCAUCAUAAGUGAAUUCACACCUUUGCCAAGGGAGCUUUCACAUAAAUGGAACCUCAAGCAGAUAGGUGGACACGUUCUAUUGAAAGGUUUAACACAUGUGAUUGCAAUGCCUUUUUAUUCUGCAAGCCUGAUUGAAACUGUACAGAGCGACAUAAUUCGAGAUAAUCCUGGCAUCCUGGAGUGCGUGAAGGAAGGGAUCGGCAGAGUGGUAGGCAUGGGAGUACCCCAUAGCAAGCGACUGCUUCCUCUGGUGGUCUUGGCUUUUCCAACUGCUCUGCAUGGAGUUCUUCACUAUGUCAUAAGUUCUGUCAUCCAGAAGCUUGUUUUGUUUGUUCUGAAAAGGGAUAACUCCCACAACCUUCCAACAGAGAGUUCCACUUCUGUUCAGAGCAUGCUGGAUGCGUAUUUUCCAGAACUUAUUGCUAGCUUUGCUGCUAGCCUCUGUGCUGAUGUCAUGCUUUACCCACUGGAGACAGUUUUACACCGCCUUCACAUUCAAGGGACACGCACAAUAAUCGACAAUACAGACCUCGGCUAUGAAGUGCUUCCCAUCAAUACGCAAUAUGAAGGAAUGAGAGACUGCAUAAAUACUAUAAAGCAGGAAGAAGGAAUGCUGGGUUUUUAUAAAGGUUUUGGAGCUAUUGUGGUACAGUACACCUUGCAUGUGGCAGUUUUACAGCUUACCAAAAUCAUUUACUCAACACUGCUUCAAAAUGUAUCUUAAUCUGUUCAGGUGUUGAUUUGGCACAGUGGACACGAUUGAUUUACUACCCUAAUUACCAUUUAGUAUGGCUAAGAAAAUGAACUUAGGAGUCCACUCUGUGGAUUCUCCUCUCACUCUCAAAACUUGUUUUAAAAAUGGGGAUAUAGAUGCUGAAGUGUAAUUAAAAAAAAAGUACUGUUUAAAAACAUAGUCACAACUUGAAUACAUAAUGUGCAGUCAUACAGAAAGGAGUUGGAUUUCAAAUGCAGUUGAAGUGAGGACUCACCUUUCCUCUUACCAAUUAACUGACUUAAGGGAUAGGUAUGAAUUCUUAAUACCUGCUUUAUAAGCAUCACAUCUGAUAUUUAAUUUGGACUGCUAGCCAGUUCAAAGGAGUUUAUUUUCCUAAGCUGAAAGAACCUGCAUGUGGAAGACUAAUGGGUUUACUGAUCUUUUAAAUGUUUCCAACUUCACUGUUAAUGGAGCUGUGAGUAAAAUAAAGCCUGUAAAAUUAACUUAAA